Molecule: messenger RNA, 435 nt
Organism: Aureobasidium uvarum
Lineage: Eukaryota; Fungi; Ascomycota; Dothideomycetes; Dothideales; Saccotheciaceae
Source: the annotation of a GenBank genome assembly
AUGUCUGGCACCAAUAUCAGCACACUUCCCCGCAUGUCGCGAGAAUCCCUGGCUUCUCUUAUCAAAGACAAGAAUCCCUCCAUGGCCGUCAUCGAUGUUCGCGAUAGUGAUUAUAUCGGCGGCCACAUUGUCGGGUGCCAGAAUAUCCCUACCAACACCCACGACUACAAGAUCCCGGAGUUGGUGCGCACAUUGAAAGAUAAAGAGACUGUGGUGUUUCAUUGCGCGUUGAGUCAACAGAGAGGUCCUUCAGCGGCAUUGAGGUAUAUCAGGGAGAAAGAAAGGAUGGAAACGAGUAAUGGCGAAGCGGAAAAGGCCCAGCAACAAAAGGUUUAUGUGCUUGAGGGUGGAUUUGUCAAGUGGCAGGAAGUCUACGGAGAAGACAAGCAACUGACGGAAGAUUAUCAAAAGGAUAUUUGGGAGUUUGGAUACUGA